CCCGGCUGAGAGGACCUUUCUCUCUCACUGAACCUGGAUCCAGCCUCAGCACCUUCUCUCCGAAACGCUCUCUGGCUGCUCUCUCACUCCCCCUCGCUCUCCUCCUCUCUCUGCUCGUUUCUCUCUCUCCAGUUUCUCCCUCCUACUUUAACCCAUGAACAAGUGAGCGCAGUGAUUCUGAAGGUGCUUCACAAAUCAACUUGUAGUCAGCCUAGAGGACAGCACUCAAAAAAGGUUUUUUUUUUCUCCUUGCAAAAAGCACAUGGACUAAGUUUUCACCAGAAACAAACAAAAACAAACAAAAAAAGAAUCUUCCACCUGCAGACAUAAAAACGUUUUUUUUUUCCCUACAUCUGUGUGAUAUUUUAUUUCCUUUUAAUUGCAGGACGUUGUACAUUUAAGUGUUUUCCCCUCCAUCUCCUUAAUUCCUGAAGUUUGAAGGAAAAAGCAGAAGAUACCUGCCAGAAGCUCCACCGAUACACCAAGAAAUAUUUCAAAUUUUUCUUCAGACGGCAGAGAAAGGUUGCCUGUCCCUGGCUGCGUAAGGCUCCUAACCAUGCUACCUGUGUUCCUGCCGCUGUUCCUGCUGGGGGGGGUUCUGGGAGGCGGAUACCACCCCAUGCCUCAGAUGAAGUACGUUCAGCCCAUGAUGAAGGGCCCUGGGGGGCCACCCUUCCGGGAGGGCAAGGGCCAGUUCUUAGAUACACUGCCUAUGGUGGACGUCAAAGGAGAACCUGGCCCUCAAGGAAAACCGGGCCCCCGUGGGCCACCGGGUCUCCCAGGUUCUCCAGGGAAGCCAGGGAUUGGAAAACCAGGACUCAAUGGGCAGCCUGGGCCUCAAGGCCCCCCCGGGCUGUCUGUGAUCGGGAAACCGGGGCCCCCAGGUUUUCCUGGAAAGGCUGGUCUGAAGGGCAUAGCCGGGGGAAAGGGUGAGACUGGCCUGCAAGGUGAACCAGGCCUGAGAGGAUUGCCCGGGCAGCCUGGCCUUCCAGGACCAUCAGGCUUGUCUCUGAAUGGAAAACCUGGACUCCCAGGCAUUAGGGGCCCCUCAGGGCCCAGGGGUGAGCCAGGACUAAAAGGGGAACCGGGUACUCACGGAGAACGAGGGCUAAAGGGGGAAAAUGGAAAUGGAACUCCAGGUAUACCUGGGCCACGGGGCCCGGCCGGCCUUAAAGGUCAUCCGGGACUACCUGGGGUCCAAGGCAUUGGAAAGCCCGGAAUGAAUGGGCUUCCUGGGCCUGUUGGGCCAAAAGGUGAUGAUGGACUUCCAGGAAUACGAGGACCACCAGGAGAACCUGGUGCUCCAGGAUUGCAAGGUCAGCCUGGACCAAUUGGACUAGGGAAACCUGGUGUAGAUGGCUUGCGUGGAGCGCCAGGUCCUUUUGGACCAAAGGGGGAACCAGGGCACCAGGGGCCACCGGGACUGCCCGGAGCUGCUGGCUAUGGCAAGCCUGGGUUGUUGGGGCAGAAGGGGGAUCGUGGUUCCUCAGGACUACCAGGACUCCCUGGAGAUAAAGGGGAACCUGGAAUGGAUGGGCAGCCAGGUAACAUUGGCCUGGAUGGACAACCUGGACCUCCAGGAAUCCAGGGCCCUAUCGGUCUUCCAGGUAAGCAUGGCAUACCUGGCCUAAAAGGAGAAGUUGGGCUUGUUGGGCCCCCAGGAGCACCUGGGAUCAGAGGAGCUCAAGGUCCCAAUGGACUUGCAGGAAAGCCUGGUGUCCCUGGAGAAAGGGGUCUGCCUGGCCCCAAUGGUGUUUAUGGAAAGCCAGGUCUCAAAGGAGAACCUGGCCACAUAGGCUUGCCUGGUAACCCUGGGUUGUCGGGUGUGCAAGGGUUAAAAGGGGAAUCUGGACUUGUAGGGGCCCCAGGGCCUCGAGGUCAAUCUGGGAUUCCAGGCCUCCAGGGCCCAUCAGGGCCUAUGGGGCCCCAGGGAAUUCCUGGUUUAAAGGGGGAGUCUGGUCCACCUGGCUUACCUGGGAUAACCAGGAAUGGCAAUGAUGGAGUACCAGGACCACAGGGCCCCCCAGGAAAACCUGGUACUGCGGGACUGAAUGGCAUCCCAGGGCCCCCAGGUCCUCCGGGUCCCCCGGGUCCUCCAGGAGCCAUCAUCAAUGGUGAGACGCGAGUGUCUGGGCUUCAUGAAUCUGACCUUGGCGGGGAGUCGGUUCCAGGUGGCCGGAAUGGGAAGCCCCAGUAUGGACAAGGGGUGCUGUCUGCCGCACUAGCUCCCGCUUUCACUGCCAUCCUGACCACACCCUUCCCGCCCUCUGGCAUGCCAAUUAAGUUUGACAGGACUCUGUAUAAUGGGCAGAACGCCUACAGCCCUUCUACGGGGAUCUUCACUAGUCCAUUCGCUGGCAUCUACUACUUUGCCUACCACGUGCACGUAAAGGGAACCAGCCUGUGGGUGGCACUAUACAAGAACAAUGUGCCUGCCACAUACACCUACGACGAGUACAAGAAGGGCUACAUGGACCAGGCAUCCGGCAGCGCUGUUUUGGAGCUGAAGGAGGGAGAUCAGGUGUGGGUCCAGAUGCCCUCUGACCAGGCUAACGGGCUAUACUCCACUGAGUACAUCCACUCCUCCUUCUCAGGGUUCCUACUUAGCUCCACAUAACGGCCCUCCCCACAUCCGAAUCCACGACCAUCAUCAUCAUCGGCCAUAAAACACCUACAGCAUCGAAAGACUUUGUGAACAAGCAGAAGAAGGAAAGAAAAGAUUUCAAAGCAGGGGAAGGAUAUUUUAUACAGUCUCUGUGUUUCUCUCUUCCUUUCAAUGUUUUGAUUUUGUUUUCACUUUUUGAAACUGUUUGUUUUCUAGCAUAUAUUAUUAUUAAUAUUAUUAUUGUUUCAUUUGUUGUUUUGUUGUUGUUUUUUAAUGUUAUUGUCAUUGAUGUUCUAUUGAAUUGGAUGGUUAAGGACCUUACUUCACAAUAUGGUUACGCCUGCUGCCAAUACUUAUCUGUGUGACUGAACACUGCCUGACCCCUGACCCCCGACCCCACAGAAUGCUACAUCCCAGGGUUCAUGGGCAUUUCACUUUCUGCAGUCACAAACUUCUGAUCACUCACGUGCCACCGCUUACUCCAUAUAUGCAUUACUAUAUCUAUAUAAACAUAUACGCAGUUCAAAAGAGUACAAUCGAUACACUGAGACGUCAUAUAAACCGGCUUGUUCUCUGAUCAUUUAUCAAUACAUUUUAAGUAUUUUUUUCAUCCAUGAUAUUCUGAGAUCACGUUACGAGAAGGUUACAUCGGGAUAGCUCGUCAUUACAAAUACUGAUGGUUAUAUUUAUAAUGCAUUUUUUUGCUGAUCUAUUAGAUUAUGAUAGCCUGUUGUCAAAAUAGCUAGGUAAUGGUUACGCUUCUGGAAGCUGACGGCUGUGAUUAACAGCGUAGUAUUAGAGGUUGUUGCUUUUUAUUUUAACAACUAUAAAGACAAAAUCAGUCACCGCAGAACCGUUAUGCGUGCAAUGUAACCCAGUCUACUAUUUGAAAAGUCCUAGAUAACAUUUGCGUAAUAUGCUGCCAAUCGAUCAAUACAUUUUUAUAUAAGUAAGUGAAUAUAGAUCAGCUAUUGGAUUUAGCCUGCUAGCUUUCUCUGAUCAGAACAGUGGAUUUUCUUUCUCUGUGUUGUGGAAUUAUAUAUAUUUUUGUACUGUAAAGAUAAUUCUUUUCUGUCCCAUGUACUGUAAGACCUGAACAUAUCAUUGUUAUUUAUUCCCCUGCAUUUAAGCACCAUUGCUUACUUUACAAGCUCGGAUCAUUACGAAUUCUGAGCAAUUCAUGUCAUGAAGCAUAUCAAACAACCUUUUUUCUGAGGAUUUAUCUAAAGUUACACAUCACAUUUACACAUUCAGAUCAUGUAUGCGCAUUAGCUUCAUUGGCUAAAUACUGUCUGAGAUUUUCCUCGAGGUUAUUUUAUGUUUUGAUACGUGUUCCUUGUGUGCUGCUUGUGUGCACAGAAUUUGUGUACCUUAAUUUUUGUCUUAGUGGAGGUGGUCGUCAAUGCCCCGAUCCCUGGACUAGGUUCUUGAAUGUGUCAUUCCAUGCAGUGUUUCGUUUUGUUUUGGGGUCAAAGUAAUCAGCUGCUUCUGUCCCCUGCAAGAUAUAUCCAUGACAGAUGAAUGUCUGACAGCAACACUCUUCUUACCCUUGCUCUCCUGCCUUACUGUGAGCACAGUAGGUGCUAACCUUCACCUACAUUUUUCAAAGGGCCACUCCGCUCCAGCUGCUGUAGGCAUAGAUGGGAAUGAGUCUUAGUCUCCCUUUAAAAAGCCUGACCACAAUCCCUGCAGUUAUACACAGAAAAUACCUUGGGGUGUUUAAUGGUAGUAUUAGUUCAUUCACAGAUCGAGAAAGAAACAAGAAUAUUUUGAGAAUCUUUCUCCUAUAACGGUGUAACAAAACACGUUUGGCACAGUUUUCUUCAGUGACUUUUUGCAGUUCGUCAGGACCAGACUGUGAGUACCAAUCCCCUUUAUGUCUUGAGAAGUAAAGAUGGUGACAUGCAGAGUCUAUUAUUGGCCUGCACCCUGAAGGAUGAAUAGGUGAUCGGUGAUCCACACGACUACUUGAUGUGUCUGACAGGGCCAACAGUCAGCUACAGCUUCUGCCGGGUCUAAGGGAUGGUGUCAGGACUCUUUUGCUGGGUGGUGUCUAAAUGAAUGCCUUACUUGGGAUAUUCUGAAGAGCAGUAAAUGCCUCAGUAGUAAUCCCUUAAAGAUAGGGUCAUUAUCAGAGGAAUGUGUGACAGCCUUAAUGUGAGGGACACCAUCAUUAGCUGCAAAAGUGAACAACACAGCUGGGCACCAGCAAAAAAUGUCAAAAUGGAAAAGUGCUUGAUGUUUGCAGGGUGAAAAUACUUAAAGGCAGGGAUGUCCAAAUGAAGCUUCAUGAACCACUUGCUGUAUCUUCUGACGCCACUAGAUGGUGCUUUCUCAAAGGGCUCAAAGCAUGCCCCAAACAAACCAAGAGCACCAUCUAGUGGAUUCAAAGAAUACAGCAAAUGGUUCGUAAAACUUCAUUUGGCCAUCGCUACCUCAAGGGUAUCAGAAAAUAGAGGAGCUUACAGUACAUUCACAUCAUCCCUGAACUUUUGGCUCAAAACAGGCUUCCAAACUAAAUACAUUCCUCCAUCCAUUCCUAAGAGGAUGACAAUCCUGCUAAUGGUGAUUGGAAUUAGUGGUCGAAAGAAUAAGAUAUAAACUUGGGUGUACUGUUGAAGUGAUGCCUGUCCUGGAGAGGGCAGAUACAUAACAUCGAUUUUCAGGUAUCAGGUGCGAGGAAACACCAACAGACUAAUGUUAAGGAUAAAUGUGAACAUACAACCAUGUAGGUCUGAAACCACAGAAUAGAAUAUAGGGUUAGCAUGCUGCCGUACAUCGUAUGUGUGAUAAAUAUUACAGUGAUCUCAUAUAAAAAGACGUUUGGCAAAGCUGAACAGGAUCCUUAAGUGGUGCCUGCCACUAAGUUAGAAUCACUAAGCAUCUUAUCAGACACCUGUGCUUGUUUCUGUGUUGGCUCCCCACUUUCUGCAAGAUUUAGGUUCGGCCUGCCUGCAUAUUUUAUUACAAAGCCCGACAUUUUUCACUGAGAAGGAGUGCCAGUCUGGACAAUGGUUUUUUGUUGGGUGUCUAGUUUUGCUCUCUGCUGGACUGAAUCGCAGUGCUGAUCGUUUUCAGGUCCAUCAUCUUCCUAUCCUUUGUGCCUGACUAUCAGCAAAGCAUUUCGAAAGGCAAAGCCUGUUCAGUAGCUCUCUGCACAUUAUACGUUUCCCAAGUAUAUAUAAACAAUGUACCUUUUUUUACCCUGUGCUGAAAUGGUGCUGUGUAUACCACAUUCCUGCAGCAUGCAAGCUCAGGAAAAGGUGUGGACUGGAUGUAUGGCACAUCUUAACUUUCUGAAGACCACAUUUCUCUGACCUGGAGCGAUGGGGGGGGGGAUGGCUCCGCUGCCAUUUCUGCCAGAGAUUUAAUAUCUAAACAGCCUUGUAGUUUCUGCAGGCUAAUUAUUCUGUUGGAUAAUUAAUUACAUUGUGAAUGAACUGCCAGUUGUUUUUAUUAUGUUCCAGUAUGACCCAGACUCGCCAGUAUCAUUGCUAAUAACUUAAAAAUAUAUAUAUGUCAGCACUGGCGUGAUCCCCUAUAAACAGAAAGACACUCUUAUCUGUUUACUACCUGGUACCCAGAACCUAGAUAUACACCUCCUGCUUAUGUGGGUCAGGUACAAUUAAAUCAUUGACGUAUAUUUGAUACUUUCCAUUUUUGGCCAUUGCAAAAUUUCCAGCUUGGUGCACAGUAAAGAAUUUCACUUAUUGAUUUUAAUAUCCCCCACCCCGGAAGCCUGACAAUAAAGGAGAACUUUGUGCUUAUAAACAGUAUUUUUGUACAGUUAAUGCACUGUUUGACAUUUCCUUCAUCCUAGUUCUCUGAAAUCCACCAUCAACACAAAGUUUGUAAAUGAUGAUUGUUGUGAGUCCCAUUUGACAAGGCAAGGUUUUUUCUUGUUAUAUAACAUAUAUAUCCUUUCUGUUAUGAAAAGACAGGAUGGAUUUCCAUGUUCCCAUUAUGUAUGGUGUUUUAUUUUCCAAUGAGACUGGGUGCAGUGUUGUAUUGUUAUACACGUAACACAAGUGUGCAUAACAAAACUGAAAAAAAAAAACAUAUGAGAAAAAUUGUGUUUUCGCAAAUAAGAAAAACCAGGAAAUUAAAUCCCUUGCUUGGGUUUUACAGGAAAUUGUAUUUUUAUGUAAAAUUGAGUGGAAAAUCCCAUUUGCAAAUUAAAUUAAUAAAAAUGAUAUUUAUACAUAUGUGCUGAAAUAGCAGGAAUGCCCAAAAUGAUUGCCGAAGCCCAAUAGUUAUAUACAGUAUUUAACAACAAUGACAAGUACAGUGCAUUUACAUUGAUAGUUAGCACUAUAGCAUUGUUUGUGAAGGAUAAUCUUUUGUGUGUAGUAUUUUUUCCUCGUGUUUAUUGUACUAUGUAUCACACAAUUGUUUGUUUUUUUUCCUUUGUGAAGUGUCAUUGCAUACACUGUAUGUAAUAGAUUUUGGGUAUAAAAUGCACUCUUGUUUGAUUGAAAAUGUUUUGUCUGUUUAUACUAAAUCUACAGAACUUGAUAGUAUUGAUACCACAUCAAUAAAUACUUUCCAGUA
Molecule: messenger RNA, 7156 nt
Organism: Brienomyrus brachyistius
Lineage: Eukaryota; Metazoa; Chordata; Actinopteri; Osteoglossiformes; Mormyridae
Gene: col8a2
Product: collagen, type VIII, alpha 2
Exons: 3
Coding region: 557-2617 (686 amino acids)
Cellular component (GO): basement membrane
Molecular function (GO): protein binding
Source: RefSeq, a predicted model, not a curated record